This is a messenger RNA of Knipowitschia caucasica, 498 nucleotides long. The record is from the annotation of a GenBank genome assembly. NCBI's taxonomy places the organism in Eukaryota, Metazoa, Chordata, Actinopteri, Gobiiformes, Gobiidae.
AUGGGCAGCAUCCUCCAGCAGAAAGAGCGGAGAGGACCAGCAAACUUCCCCCGGAGGCUGUUCACCGAGGCAGGGUGGAAGGAGGCCGCCUGGAGCGAGCUCAAGCCGAGAGAGGAGCAGAGAGAGGAGGAGAGGGAGGAGCAGAGAGAGGAGCAGAGAGAGGAGGAGAGGGAGGAGCAGAGAGAGGAGGAGAGGGAGGAGCAGAGGGAGGAGCAGAGAGAGGAGCAGAGAGAGGAGGAGAGAGAGGAGGAGAGAGAGGAGGAGAGAGAGGAGGAGAGAGAGGAGGAGAGAGAGGAGGAGAGAGAGGAGGAGAGAGAGGAGGAGAGAGGAGGAGAGAGAGGAGGAGAGAGAGGAGGAGAGAGAGGAGGAGAGAGAGGAGGAGAGAGAGGAGCAGAGAGAGGAGGAGAGAGAGGAGGAGAGAGAGGAGGAGAGAGAGGAGCAGAGGGAGAAGGAGGAGAGAGAGGAGGAGAGGGAAAAGGAGGAGAGAGCGGACCAUAG